GGGUGUUGAGAUAGGCAGGUGCUCCCGGCAGCCAUGGGAGCCAGGAUGCUGCUGCUAAUCAGCGUUGGGAUGGCUCUCUUUGGUGGCCUCCAUGCUGUAGCCCCAACUGGCCGGCAGUUCAUUACAGCUUUCAUGCAAAACUACAAGAUGGACCAUCCUGGAGCUCAGUUCCAGCUUUUCAUCUCUGGCUACGCAUCCUCCACCAGAGUCACCGUCUCAAUCUACAAAUCCCAAUUCCGAGGCAACUUCAUCCUCACUCGGGGUCAGACGCAAGUCGUGACGAUCCCAAAAUAUGCUGAGAUGCCCGGCACAGCUAAAUUCUGCAACACAGUUCUGGUGGAAGCGGAUCAAGAUGUUUCCGUAUUGGCACUCAACUCCAAGCAGAACUCAGCUGACACAAACGUGGUCUAUCCCGUAGACAGUCUCGGCACAGAAUACUUCAUCCUCACGCCUCCCGGAGACGGAACCGGGUUAUAUAAGGAAUUCUCCAUCAUUGCGUGGCGUGAAGCUGUUGAAGUGGAGAUCUAUCUCAAGGGGAGUGUGAGAUUCCAGCAGCGUAUUUACAAAACGGGAACCAAGCUGAGUGUCUCCCUUUUGCCGUACGAAGCCGUCCAGUUCCAAAGCCGGCAAGAUCUCUCUGGCACGCGCAUCAGAUCAUCACAACCGGUGGCGGUGCUGAGUGGCCACAGCUGUGCCCGCCUGAACACCAAGUGCAACCAUGUAGUGGAACAGCUACUGCCCGUGACUAGCUGGGGUCGGUCCUUUUUUGUUCCGCCGCUCUCCUUCCAGACGAAGUAUGACAUUGCCUAUAUUGUGGCCUCCCAGAGCACCCUUGUCACCUACUUCUCCGGUGGGACUCAUAAGAACCAGCUCGUCAUGGCUGGCACAGUUUUUCAGCUGAAAGUUACCCCGUCGGCUCCCCUCUACAUCUCAGCCAGUGCUGGCAUACAAGUCUUCUUCUUCUGUACCGGUGGUUCAUAUAACAGGAUAGCUUUUGACCCUUUCCUCCUCAAUAUCCCAGAUACAUCCAGUUAUUGCACUUCCUACUCCCUCAGGAGCCAGACGGGCUUUGAGAACUAUGCCCUCGUCAUUGCAAAGAAGGCGGUGGCUGCUGCAGUUGCCAUGGAUGGAAAGCCGUUGGGCGGUGUUUCUUGGAAGCCAAUUCCAGGAUCUGAAUAUGUGUGGAGGGAGUACAGCCUGGGGGAAGCGUCAAGCCAGUAUACAGUGGGCCAUCCAGACACCCCCUUUGGCCUGCUGAGUUUUGGUAUUGCCAAUCAGAAUGGCUAUGGGGCAGUGGCCCUCUGCCAAAGUGCCUCUCUGCUUCCUCCCAAACCUUCCUGUAAUUCUGUGCAGUGCCGGAAGAAGGAAUCCUGCCAGAUAAUCAAUGACCGCCCGGUUUGUGUGCCCCAAUCCAGUGGUAUCUGCUGGGCCAUGGGUGACCCUCAUUACCGGACUUUUGACAAACAGAAGUACAACUUCAUGGGCACCUGUACCUAUACUAUGGCCAAGACCUGCGGAUCAGAUUCAACCCUCCCACCUUUUCACAUCACGGCUAAGAAUGAAAAUCGGGGCAGGAAAACAGUAUCCUAUGUCGGCUCUGUGACAGUCCAGGUUUACGGGUAUCAUAUAAGCGUGGCCAGAAAUGAACGUGGCCUAGUUAGGGUGAACAACCAGCGUUCUCGCCUGCCUAUCUCCCUCCAUGACGGAAAACUGCGCCUCUACCAGAGUGGGAGGUUGGUCGUUAUUGAGACUAACUUCUUGCUAAAGGUCUCCUAUGACUGGAACCACUACCUACUAGUGAAGAUCUCCAGUAGCUUCUUUGAAAAUGUUUGUGGCCUGUGUGGUAACUACAACGGGGACCCUGCUGAUGAUUUCAAAACUGCAAGCGGGUCCUUGGCCCCCAGUCCCGUGGAGUUUGGUCACAGCUGGAAGGUGGAAGAUGGUGAUAGCCUCUGCCAGGACGACUGCCACGGAGAAUGCAAGAAGGUGACCGUGGAGGUGCUCAUCAAAUAUAAAGUGGAGCUCUUCUGUGGCUGGAUCAGCAAAAAAGAGGGUGGCCCGUUCAGCCACUGCCACUCUGUCCUUGACCCAGAGAUCUUUGUGGACAACUGUGCCUAUGACCUUUAUAUCUAUGGGGGCUACAGACAGGCAUUGUGCCAAGCACUGGAGACCUAUGCAGAUGCCUGCCAGAGAGAAGGAGUUGUCUUAUCUGACUGGAGGACGCUCACUGGCUGCCCAAUGGCUUGCCCCGAGAACAGUCACUACAAGCUCUGUGGCUCCGCGUGUCCCGCCACUUGCAACGACCAAGCUACCCCCACCAACUGUUCCUCCUUGGCUUGUGUGGAGACCUGCCAGUGCGAUGAAGGGUUUGUGAUGGAUGCUGGGAAAUGCAUUCCCCGGGCUGCCUGCGGGUGUGUUUUUGAAGGGAGACUCUUCCCCCCCAAGGAGGAGUUCUGGGGAGACAGCACGUGCACCAAGCGUUGCAUCUGCGACCCGCAAACCAAGCAAGUGACUUGCCAGAGAGCGAGUUGUAAGAGUGGGGAACACUGCCAGAUCCAGAACGGCAUCCAGAACUGCUACCCAACUGGCUUUGGAACGUGUGCUGCCAUCGGCCACUCCCACUAUCACACCUUUGACGGCCAGCAUUUUAACUUCCAGGGCACCUGUCUCUACCAGUUUGCGGGACUGAGCAAGAAGAGUCAGGAGCUGGUGGAUUUCCAAGUCCUGGUGCAGAACGCACGCCAAGGUGGCGGGUCUCCGUCCCUGAACAAACUGGUCAAGGUUCAAGUCUACGGGAUUGAGAUUACCCUCAGCUGGGCUUAUCGUGGAAGAAUAAUGCCCAACGAGACAGUACUCCUGAAUGAUUGCCAGGAAGUCUGCCGCUGCAUCCCCGGCCGGGGGGUCAUCUGCGAGUCCCACAGCUGCGGCAGCGACGAGACCUGCAAAACCCAGGAUGGGAUCAUGAGCUGCAUCAAUAGAGAUCCUUGCAAAUCAUUGACAUGUCGGACCAAGGAGACCUGCAAGCUGGAGAACGGCCGGGCCACAUGCGUCCCUCUCUACAACGAGACCUGCUGGGGCUGGGGGGACCCGCACUACCAUACCUUUGAUGGCCGGGAGAUCGAUUUCCAGGGCACCUGCACCUACACCAUUGCCAAAUACUGUGGCAAUGACUCUACACUGGUACCGUUCAGAGUGGACGAGAAAAAUGAUAACAGAGGCAGCCAGGCCAUUUCUUUUGUGAAAAUGGUCAACAUCUACAUCCGAGAGCACAACAUCUCCAUCCGUAGGAAGGAAUUUGCCAAAAUCCGGCUGAAUGGUGCCAUCACGAACCUGCCUGUGACUCUUGACGAUGGGAAGACGGAGAUUUUCCAGAGCGGUCUACAAGCUAUACUGCAGACUGACUUUGGGCUGGUUGUUUCUUUUGACUGGAGCUCGCUGGUGGAGAUAACCCUGCCCAGCAGCUACUAUGGCGCCAUCUGUGGCCUCUGUGGGAAUUUCAACCAAAACCCAGACGACGAUAUGGCGAUGCCCACAGGCAAAGUGGCUGCUUCCGCGGUGGAGUGGGGCAGAAGCUGGAAAGUGAAGGACCGUGACCCUUUCUGCUGGGACUUUUGUGCGGGGGACUGCCCGGUUUGUGAAGAGCAGCAACGCCGGCUCUUUGAGAGCGAGGAGUUCUGUGGGCUGAUCGCCAAAGCAGACGGGGGGCCCUUCCGCGAAUGCCACUCCAAGUUAAACCCCGACGACUUCUUCGACAGCUGUGUCUAUGACGUCUGCCUCAACGGCGGUGCCAAGAAUAUCCUGUGCCAAGCUCUGAGUGCCUACGCUACCAACUGCCGCAAAGAAGGGGUGAUCCUCCAGGACUGGAGAGCUCAGAGUGGCUGUGCUUUGCCCUGCCCUGAAAACAGCCACUACGAGGCCUGCGGAAAUGCCUGCCCGGCCAGCUGUGCGGACCGUUCUGCCCCUCAGACGUGCAGUAUGCCCUGCUUGGAAACGUGCCAAUGCAAUGACGGCUACGUCCUCAGCGCCGAUAAGUGUGUCCCUGUGGGGACCUGCGGCUGCACCCACGAUGGCCUCUACUAUAAGCCCGGUGAGGAGUUCUGGGCCGACGAGAACUGCAGCUCUCGCUGCCGAUGUGAUCCCAGCCUGGGUUUGAUGGUGUGCCAGCCAGCUAGCUGCAAGCCCAGUGAGAGAUGUGCUGUGGUUGAUGGCAUCCGGGGCUGUCACCCCCGCAGCCACGCCACUUGCUCAGCAUCCGGAGACCACCACUUUACGACCUUCGAUGGGAAGAGAUAUGAUUUUACAGGCACUUGCAUCUACCAGGCGGUUGGGCUGUGCUCCAAAGAGUCUGGUCUCACCCCGUUCACCAUCACGAUCCAGAACAGCCAAGGCAGUAAGACGGCACCGUUCUCUUCCGUAGUUACUCUGGAAGUCUACGGUAGAACCAUCACAAUCAGCCAGGAGCAGCCUCACACAAUCCAGGUGGACGGGAUGUUUGUGGAUCUGCCUUUCUACCAUGAAGAUAAGGUGAAGGCCUACAUCAGCGGAGCCCACGUCCUUGUUACAACCAAGUUUGAUUUGGCUGUGACCUUUGGCUGGAAUAGGCUGGUUCGUAUCACUAUUCCCAGUACCUACUUCAAUGCUGUCUGCGGCCUCUGCGGCAAUGACAACGCAGAACCGGGUGAUGACCUGACCAUGAAGGAUGGGCAGCGGGCAGCCAAUGCCGCCCAGUUUGCAGAGAGCUGGAAGGUCGGCGAGAUCCCGGGGUGUGUGAACGGGUGCACCAGCAAUUGCCCGGUGUGCGAGGAAGCGCAGAAGCGAACCUACGAGGGAGACCAGUACUGCGGGAUCCUCACCAGGAAGGAUGGACCUUUUAAGGAUUGUCACAAGGCUGUUGACCCCGCCCCCUACGUCAGCGACUGCGUCUUUGAUGUCUGCCACUACAAGGGUCACCACAGCAUCCUCUGCCACGCAAUCAGUGCCUAUGUGACAGCUUGCCAAGCUCAGGGCAUCCAGAUUGGGCAAUGGAGAUCGGCUUCUUUCUGCAGCCUUUCCUGCCCACGUAACUCUCACUAUGACCUCUGCGGAAACGGGUGCCCCACGACCUGCCACAGCCUCUCGGCUCCUGAUGGGUGUCAGCAAUCCUGCAAAGAAGGCUGUUACUGCAAUGCUGGUUUUGUGCUGAGCGGAGACGAGUGUGUCCCCAUCGGCGAGUGUGGCUGCGUGCAUCAGGGCAGGUAUUACAAGAAGGGGGCUGCUUUCUUUCCCAGCCAUUCCUGUCAGGAGAGAUGCCGUUGCACAGACAAUGGAGUCGUGGAAUGCCAGAGUGUAUCUUGUGGGGACAACGAGGAGUGUGGAGUGCAGCACGGUGUGCGAGGCUGCCACCCCAUCGGCUGUGGCAAAUGCAGUCUGUCUGGAGGAUCCCAUUUCCUGACUUUUGAUAGACAAAUCAUCAACUUCUCGGGUUCUUGUACUUAUGUGCUGGCCAAAGUCUGCAGCGGAGAUCCCGGCCUUGUACCGUUUUCUGUGGUGAUCGAGAACGAGAGUGUUGGCAAAGUGGUGACCAAAGAGGUUGUGGUCACUGUUCAUGGUUACACCAUCAACCUUGUGAAGGGAAUGAACGGGAAGAUUCAGGUGGAUGGAGAGACCUUUGCUCUGCCGCUGGUCAUUGGGAGGAGAAUGGUUUGGGUGAACCAAGAAGGGAAGAAUAUCAUAAUCCAGACUGAUUUCGGCCUGAAAGUCCUCUGCGAUUCCUCCUAUUACGUCCUGGUGUCUGUUCCCAGCACAUACCGAGGACACAUGUGUGGCUUGUGUGGCAAUUUCAACGGUGACAAGAGUGACGAAUUCCUACUGCCCGAUGAGAAAACUACCCAGAAUGUGACUGAAUUUGGGAUGUCCUGGAAGGUUCCAGUCCAAAAUGCUGCUUGUUCAGAUGGCUGCGGGCAGAACUGUCCCAACUGUGCCUCGAUCAAGACAAGUCCCUACCAGGCGGAGAACUCCUGUGGCCUGAUUUUAGCUCAGUCAGGUCCUUUCCGAGACUGCCACCCCUUGGUGAGAGCGGCUGACUACUUUGAUCUCUGCCUGUACAGCAUGUGUGUGGCCAGUGGGGCAAAAGAAAUCCUCUGCCAGAGUCUUCAGGCUUAUAUGACAGUGUGCCAAGCAGCAGGAGCAAAGAUCGAGGCUUGGAGGAUGCCUUCCUUCUGCCCUCUCUCCUGCCCAGCCAACAGCCACUAUGAGUCAUGCUCCAGGUCCUGUGAUCUUACCUGCGCCGGUCUGUCGGCUGCUCCCUCUCUGUGUACCCAGAAAUGCUUUGAAGGCUGCCAGUGUGACGCUGGCUACAUGUCUGAUGGGGAGACGUGCGUGCCCAUGGAGAGAUGUGGUUGUGUAUAUAAUGGGCACUACAUCAAGGCUGAAGAAAGCGUCGUCUCUAAGGACUGCUCGGAGAAAUGUACCUGUCAUGCCUCAGGCCGGCUCACCUGUGCAAAAGUCACCUGCAAGACUGGGGAGGCCUGCGCCGUUAAGAACGGCCAGCGUGGCUGUGUGAAACAGGAAGCCCAGUGUGCCCUCGCCGUAGGAGGUCAGCUCACCACAUUUGAUGGGGCUUCAGGGGAAAUACUCUACACAGGGGUCUAUGAAGUGGCAUCGCUCUGUAACGUGGAAGAUCGUUCCUGGUUCCGGGUGAUAGUGGACGUGAAGUCAUGCAGCGAUGGAGAGGUCAUGGCCGGCGCAGCCAUCUAUGUCUUCUUCCGAGAGACCUUUAUUGCCAUCAACAAGAACAAGGAGACUUGGGUGAACGGAAAACCAGCACAGCUCCCAGUGACCACCUCUGAAGCUGUGUCUGUCCGCCUGUCCCAGGAUGUCGUUACGAUCAGUCAAGGCACAGCUCUUCAGGUACUCUUUGGCCUCAGAGGGGAAGUGACAGUGAAGGUCAAGGCAAGCUUGGAAGGCAAGCUGUGUGCCUCCUGUGGAAACUUCAACGGGGACAAUGCUGAUGACCUGAGGCUACCCAAUGGGAAAAUUGUGGGUGACAUUGCUGAGGUUAUUGAUGCCUGGAGAGCCAGAGACUUCAGUGGCUGUGAGUAAUAUAAUCGCAUGUGAACGGGGAAACCACGGCCGCCAGCUCCGUCCAUGAUCAUCAACCACAACCACUUCCCAUGAUCUUUGAACCUCAACACACUGUUUGUACAAAAGAAAAAAUGUUAUGCAAUGAAAUCACGUGAUAAAUGUCAAUAAACAAUGUGCAGAUCUGAAAA
Sphaerodactylus townsendi is the source of this 7250-nucleotide messenger RNA. RefSeq names its product IgGFc-binding protein-like. Bases 34 to 7080 code for a protein of 2348 amino acids. Lineage: Eukaryota; Metazoa; Chordata; Lepidosauria; Squamata; Sphaerodactylidae. The transcript has 17 exons. Gene Ontology annotation, molecular function: protein binding. The record is from RefSeq and is a predicted model, not a curated record.